Populus trichocarpa (black cottonwood) is the source of this 1482-nucleotide messenger RNA. Its product is annotated as CBS domain-containing protein CBSX5. NCBI's taxonomy places the organism in Eukaryota, Viridiplantae, Streptophyta, Magnoliopsida, Malpighiales, Salicaceae. Bases 114 to 1298 code for a protein of 394 amino acids. The record is from RefSeq and is a predicted model, not a curated record. The transcript is spliced from 2 exons.
CACAUUUCUUCCAAUUUUUCUCCUCUCACAAAUCUCUCUUUCUCUCUGAAAAAAGAAAGAAAGAAAACCCUUGUGUUGAUUUCUUACUCCUCUCUGAUAAAUUCUUUCUGUGCAUGGCAGCAAGUAUUUUAUCUCAUGAGGUGUCGGACCUAUGUCUUGGAAAACCUGCGCUGAGCUCUCUGUCUGUUUCUGCAACCGUCGGGGAAGCGUUGUCUGCUCUUAAGAGAUUUGGUGAUUUGUUUUUAAGCGUUUGGAGCUGUGAUCAACAUCACCGUUGUAACUCUCCAAGAUCGAUCAAGGUUGACUUUGCAGAAUGUAAAUGCAUUGGCAAAGUUUGCUUGGCAGAUGUGAUUUGCUUCCUGUCUAAAGAAGAGAAUUUGAAGAAUCCAGGGAAAGCCUUGCAGGAGCCGGUGUCCCUGCUUCUAAAUUCUAAGGUUUCUGGACUUGUUAGGCACCUGGAACCUCACGCCAGCUUACUGGAGGCUAUAGAUCUCAUCCUUGAAGGUGCACAGAACCUUGUGAUACCACUUCACAACCCCUUCACAAGAAAGAAGCUGAUAAGCAAAUCCACUGCCAAUUCCACCCUUCACAACAACCGUGAGUACUGCUGGCUCACUCAGGAAGACAUAGUCCGUUACCUCCUCAACUCCAUUGGCCUCUUCUCUCCAACUCCAAACCACACCAUCGAGUCCCUCAACAUCAUUGAUACUGAAUCCUUCUUUACCGUCCAUUACGAUGACCCUGCUGCAUUGCCCUUGAUUUCUCAAUCCCUCGUUAAACAAACAUCUGUAGCAAUUCUUGAUGCAGACGGCAAGUUGAUUGGCGAAAUCUCACCAUUCACAUUGAACUUCUGUGACGAGACAGUGGCUGCUGCAAUUGCGACACUUUCAGCCGGGGAGUUGAUGGCUUACAUAGAAUGUGGUGACCCGCCGGAGGACCUGAUAAUGUUGGUGAAGGAAAGACUGGAAGAGAGGAAUCUAGGACCUGCGUUGGACUUAAUAGAAGAGGAAUCAGGAAUUUUAUCAUCUUCAUCUGAUUCAUCCUAUUCAUCUUCAUCAGACGAAGAGUUCGGAAUGGUAAGGAGUGGGAGGAUAGCUGGGAAUUCAGCAAGAGUGGGGAGGAGCACCGAGACAAUUGUGUGCUAUCCAUGGAGCUCAUUGGUAGCAGUGAUGAUUCAAGCCCUUUCACAUCGUUCAAGCUACACAUGGGUUAUUGAAGAGGAUGGCACUUUGGUUGGUGGUGUUACCUUCGCAGGAAUGAUUAAAGUUUUGCGGGAACGUUUGAGGUCAAUGGUGUGAUCAUGCCAGAAUUAAUUCACAGUCCAAGGAAUUGUUAAAUAUAUUUAAAUAUAUUUUUAAUUUCGAAAACGUUAUAUUUUAAUUAAACUGUGAAAAUGCCAGAAUGGACAUCACAGUCCCAAGGAAUUGUUCGAUAAUUAGACCUUUUAUGAUGAACUAAAUUAAUUCACCGUUACCAAUAUAA